Chironomus riparius is the source of this 2241-nucleotide messenger RNA. NCBI's taxonomy places the organism in Eukaryota, Metazoa, Arthropoda, Insecta, Diptera, Chironomidae. The record is from the annotation of a GenBank genome assembly.
AUGUUCAAAGAACUAAUUUUGUUGCUGUCAUUAAUCGUCCAUAACUCAAAUGCACAGCUUAAAAAGUGCUGUCCAAUUGGUGAAACAGUUCAGAUUAGGUCCUUUAUGGACAAUGAUUUAUCCUCACAUCCAAUUUAUCGGUGCGUGAAAAGUUUUAGUAGUGAUAUAAUAAAUAACAGCACAGAUGAUUACGACGAAGAAUCUUUAUUAGAACCAAAAAUUAAUACGAAUUCACAGGAACGUGAAUUUAUUGCCUUUAAUACACUUGCUGAUAAUCAUUCACAUUGGCCAUCAUGUAGAGCGGCUGUGCUGUCAAAAAAUAAACUUAAUGAGCCGAUGAAAGUUAGUGCUGGCGCAAGCUGUGUUGAUUUACUGGAUAAUUCCUAUUAUGUUUUUACAUGUGAUGAAAAUAUUGAAAUGACAAGAGACAGACUGGACGUUUAUAAGCUCAGAAAGUGCUGUCCAUAUGAUAUGUCUUAUGAUAUAUUCACAAGAAUGUGUGUAGUAAAUAAUUCUAGUGACCUUAAUGAAAAUUUUCGUGACAUUCUUUUUGAGCGAGUCGUUCUCUUUGAGCAUGAUAAGAUAAAAUGUGAUGAGGGUGACGUACUUGUUGAAUAUCAUUCGAAUGUACAUGAUUUGAAAAUGUUUGAGGGUUCUCUUGUGAUAACAAAUUAUGAAGGCUAUGGACCUGAAGUGUUUAAUAGGAAAUAUUAUUGCAUUGAAAGUACAUUAAAUUCUGAGAUUGAGCAGCCGUCUGCCAUGACUAGUCAGCAUUUUGAAAAGAGAGCUUCAUCAAAAUGGAUCGCAAAAGUUUGCAGGAAUAAAGAAGUUUGUAAAGAAAUUCCUUGUGUUAAAAAGUGCUGCAAACUUGGCGAACGAAUGGUUUUCACUAAUUCAUCCUCAUUAUGUGAGGAACAUGAGCAAGGGAUUGAUGUUCAAUUCUAUUCCUUCUCAAUGCAUCAGAAUCAACUGACGAUGGAUCAAAUGGAACCGAGAGAAUACGGUAUCUUGAUGCCCCGGUAUUGUGAAAAAUUUAAAUUGGAACCUGAUGAGCUACACUACAUAUCCGGGAUCGAUGGAAGUCUUUAUUAUGAUUAUGAGAAGAAGUUUUAUCCCAACGAGGAAUUUUGUGUUGAUUACUUUUAUGAUCAGAGCUUGGAUGAGACUGAGGAUAAUUUGGUUAUGACAUCAUUUGUGUGCUUCGACGAUGAGGAACAAAAUCGUCAGACAAUUAAGUUUCAUAUUUACGCGACCCUUUUAGCGAUUUCUGCUUUGUUUUUGGGUAUCACGUUUCUCGUUUACAUAUUUUUGCCUAAGCUUUUAAAUUUGCAUGGCAAGACUGUUGUUUGUCAUGUGUUAAGCCUCUUCAUUGGAUAUGCUUUUCUAUCAGGCGUUCAAUUUUCGACGACAGUAAAAUAUGAAAAUUGUGUACUGAUUGCAUUCAUUAUUUAUUUUGGACUCUUAUCAGCGUUCUCAUGGUUAAAUAUUAUGUGCCUUGACAUCUACUGGACAUUUGGAUCCGUUCGAGCAUCACAGGGCAUUCGAAGAACAAAGGAAAUGAAGCGAUUCGUGUAUUACUCACUUUACGCUUGGGGCUUUCCAUUUCUGAUGACGAUAUUUACAUCUAUGAUGAAUAUUUACGAUGUUUUGCCGGAGAAAUUUAAGCCAAAAAUUGGAGUCACAAAAUGCUGGUUUGAGGAACAAUCAUCACCAGGACAUCUGAUUUUCUUCUUACUUCCUAUUGGAAUUCAAAUAUCCAUAAAUUUUAUUCUCUUCAUUCUCACUGCCAUCCAUUGCAAUCGCAUUAAAGCAGAAAUUCAUCGUAUGCAAAGUUGUGAUAAUAGCGAUCAACAGAAGAAGAAAAUUUUUGUUGCUGACAAAGCAAUAUUUAUGAUGAACGUAAAAUUGUUUUGUGUGAUGGGAGUCUCAUGGUUCCUAGAAAUUGUAGCCACAGUCUACAAACAAAAUUCAUUGUGGUGGAGCAUCUCAGAUACUUUCAAUUGUCUUCAAGGUGUCUUAGUAUUUCUCAUUUUCGUCUUCAAAAAGAAAGUGCUUGUGGCAUUCCGUAAGAAAUUAGGCGUCCGCUUGCGGGGCUUAGGUUUACAGCCAAGAGCGACUGGUUCAACAACUUUAUCAACAUUAGAUCUCAAUUCAACAUCGAUGAAUAGACAAAAUGGAAAAAUGACAAAGAGUUAUAGCGGCACGAGGUUGACAAGCAACGUCAACUCCAUCAAGCAUUAA